AUGGUCCAAAUAGCCGUUCUCCUAAGCUCUGUUAGAAGUAAUACUGGCCAGCUAUCCUGUGCAAUAUGUAAUUGUAAUGUGAAAAAUGAAUUACUUUGGAAUGCUCAUAUUCAAAGUAAAAAACAUAAAGAGAGCGUCUUAAACCUUAAAGCACAAUCUAAUAAAGUGGAAACCAAACAUUAUGCAGUCAAUAAGAAAGUGGUAUCCCAGAAUGACGAUUCUUCCACUUUUGCAAAACCCACUUUACCCGAUAGCAAAAGAAAGCAAUCUGUCGGCGAUGAUGAACAAUCUGAGCUAGCUGCAAAAAAGUUAAAAGUUGAUGAGGAAUCAGUUAAUAAAUCUGAAGGAAAUAGCUUGCCUUCCGAUUUCUUUGACAGUGGAUCAGCGUCUAGUACAAGUACCAAUACUACGGAAGAAGCUAAACUUACUGCAAACUCACUUGUUGGAAAAUAUGAUGAUGAUGAGGAAGACAGUGAGGAUGAAGAUGAAGAAAAUGAUUCUGGAAAGAAUGAAACUGCAAACGAGCAACAACCUGUGAAAGGAACUUUGCCCGAAGGGUUUUUCGAUGAUCCUGUCGUCGAUGCAAAUGUUCGGCAUGUUGAAUAUAAACCAAAGAUUGACGUGGAAUACGAAAAAUUUCAAAAGGAGAUUGCUAAGGAAGAGCAGAAAUCAGAUGCUAUUGUUGAAGUUGACGACGUAGAGGCGCAACUGGCUCGUGAUACUCUGGAAGUUGUGGAACAAUUAGUCUGUGAAGAGAAAAUUGAUACUCUAAGAAAAGCUCGUGAGAUGAUGAAAGCCAAGCAACUGGCAGCGGCAAACGCUAGGAAAAAAUUGGAUAAUGAUAGCGAUGAUGACAGUGAGGAAAGUGAAGACGAAUUUUUUGAUUGGAGAGCAAAGAAGGCAUAG
This is a messenger RNA of Trichoplax adhaerens, 906 nucleotides long. RefSeq lists its product as uncharacterized. Gene Ontology annotation, biological process: nuclear DNA replication; mitotic DNA damage checkpoint signaling; mitotic DNA replication checkpoint signaling. The transcript has 12 exons. Bases 1 to 906 code for a protein of 301 amino acids. Gene Ontology annotation, cellular component: spliceosomal complex; nucleus. NCBI's taxonomy places the organism in Eukaryota, Metazoa, Placozoa, Uniplacotomia, Trichoplacea, Trichoplacidae. Gene Ontology annotation, molecular function: nucleic acid binding; zinc ion binding. The record is from RefSeq and is a predicted model, not a curated record.